Molecule: messenger RNA, 5735 nt
Organism: Lethenteron reissneri (Far Eastern brook lamprey)
Lineage: Eukaryota; Metazoa; Chordata; Hyperoartia; Petromyzontiformes; Petromyzontidae
Product: probable E3 ubiquitin-protein ligase makorin-1
Biological process (GO): protein polyubiquitination
Molecular function (GO): metal ion binding; ubiquitin protein ligase activity
Source: RefSeq, a predicted model, not a curated record
GUUGGGGGUGGGGGGAUUUGUGCGUGGCCUCAAGGCCUAGCGAGGUGUGUGUUUAGCGCCGUCUUUGUCUUUCUUUGUUUUUAAUCGCGUCGGUGAAGAGGUGAAUUUAAACGAACGUUAUAAUCGGGCGAGGUAUUUUCUUCACGGCGUCUGUCGGGAGGGUCGUAACUGCCCCUACUCACACGAUCUGAGCACUAGCAAGCCUGCCAUGUCCUGCAAGUUCUACCAACGUGGGCGCUGCGUCUAUGGAGACGGCUGCAGAUACGACCAUGUCAAGCCGCCCGCCCCAUCAAAGCAGCAACAUGCAGCGCCGCCGUCGGCAGCCAAAGCUCCCCCACGCCCCGUACCGCUCACAUCCGAUUGUGGGGCCGCUCCGUCCAAGCUGACACCGCUGAGCCGUGCCAAGCAGGGCUCCGAGACAGGGGGAGCCACGGCAGCGGGGAAACACGGGCUCAACCAUCCACUCGGCAAGGCCGGGGGGGCGGCCGACUGGGUCAACGCAGCCGAGUUUGUGCCCGGGCAACCCUACAAUGGCCGAGAGGUCCCGUCGUCGUACCUGGCGGCGGCGCAAGAGGGGCUACCACCACAGGAGGAACCGGUCCCACCGCCGGCGCCAGCGGGCGCCUCCCAGCAGCUGUGCCCGUACGCGGCGGUGGGCGAGUGUCGCUACGGCGACCACUGCGUGUACCUGCACGGCGACGUGUGCGACAUGUGCGGCCUCCAGGUGCUGCACCCGUCCGACUCGGAGCAGCGCACGCAGCACCACCGGGCGUGCGUGUCGGCCCACGAGAAGGACAUGGAGGCGGCGUUUGCGGUGCAGCGCAGCAGCGGGGUGGUGUGCGGCAUCUGCAUGGAGGUGGUGUUUGAGAAGGCCCGCGCGUCGGAGCGCCGGUUUGGCAUACUGUCGAGCUGCUCGCACGCGUACUGCCUCUCCUGCAUCCGCAAGUGGCGUCGCACCAAGCAGCUGGAGAACAAGGUCAUCAAGUCGUGCCCCGAGUGCCGCGUGACGUCCGACUUUGUGAUCCCGAGCGAGUACUGGAUCGACUGCAAGGAGGAGAAGGACAAACUCAUCCAGAGCUACAAAGACGCCAUGGGGCAGAAGGCGUGCCGUUACUUUGACCAGGGCCGGGGCUCGUGUCCAUUUGGAGUGAAGUGCUUCUACCUGCACGCGUACCCCGACGGGCGCAAGGAGGACAAGGCGCGGGCGCGCAAGCAGCACGGGCAGGAGGGACACGUGCGGUUCCAAAGCUCGAUUCGGCUGUGGGAUUUCAUCGAGGAGCGGGAGAGCCGGGCGGCACUGCUCGACUCGGACGACGACCUCAUCUUCUCGGACCUCAGCGAUCUCCUCUUCAUGCUGCUCGCGGGAGAUGCCGACUUCGCCACCGACUCCGACGACGAUUCGGACCUCUUCGACGACUCGGACCCCCUCGACGACGACGACGAGUUUUUCCUGUGACGGUUUCCCCCGGCUCUCGCCCGCUUGCCUUCCCCUCCCCGUGACGCGCGAACAGCUCUCGCUCCUCGUCCUCCUCCCGUUCCGCCAGCGACUUCGCGCACCGCUCCGCGCCGCCCAUUUGUCUGCACCGCCUUAUUGUGCCGCCCUCCCCUUUCUCCUGGGGGGGGGGGGGGGGUCUCCGUUCGUCUCCGUCGACCGUUAUUUUCCCGCCGUAAUUUUUUUUCCCCAGCGAUUUAACCUUCAUCAGGUUUGAAUUUUUUUCUCCCCCCCCCCACCCCCGCGCCAAUCGUGACGGUGACGUCAUGGGUGGCGAUUUAAUUUAUUUGCCGGGAGUCGUGCGAAGGUUCCGCAGGCCUUGGUGCAGCCACGGUCAGCCCGAGCUGCUCCGCUUUUGGUCCACGGUAUUAGCCGCGAGACAGUUUCAUUGAUCCAAGGGUUACACUGGAGAUUGGCAUUCAUUGGCUGCCCAUCCAAGGUUCUGCCCUGGCCAAUCCUGGGCCGCGAUACUCGGCACUGGCCUGCGUACAUUGUGCUGCACGAUUGACUGUGCUCGGGCAUGACCAUGCGCCAAUUUGUUCUGCCGUUUAUUGCGGCUGUUGCCGGAGGCGGCUGCUGUUUUGGAGACCUCUCUCGGGAGAGGACGAUGGUGGUGGUGACGGAGUGAGUGGGGGAAUGGGAGGGAUCAUUCUGUAAAGGUGUUGAUUUCACAAAGGGCUAUCUCAGCGGAGUGGGGGUGGCGGGGGUUUGGAUGCUUAUGCUUGCGCUGACAUCAAAUCUGGCAGUGCACGUGGGAGAUGGGAGGGUGACGAUCACAGUUCAGAGGGGGGCGAGGUGGUCAGAUGCAAUGAACGAGUCGAGGCGCCUGGUAGAUGAGGCGGUAGUGAUGCUUCGUUCUCGCGGUGUACUGACUUGACGUCACACGCGAUGCAGACAAACUCCUGAAUAGUAGUUUGGGCCUCCACUGGAUCCACUCAGCCCAAAACGAACGCCCGGUGUUUGAACACCCCGUGUCAAGUCGGCGCCACUACCUUCUCAUCUGCCGGGCCAGCAAUUGAAACACUCGCCUGAGGCUGUGGUUCCCAGUGCUGCAUCCCACAAGUAGGGACUGAUGUUGGACCCCUCUUGAUUCUUUCGCUCUGCUCGCUGCCCAUCGCGAGUUCCCAAUGGACGGCUGCCUUGCUGCAGUCGAGUUGGCAGCCCCAGCUUCUUGUGAGCCCUGGCUCCGUGGCGGGGGGGGGAAACCUUGGCCUGCAGUGUCGCGAGCGAUCGCCUGGUUUGCAAGUGCCGGGACGUUCUGUCUGCAGGCAGGAUCCACUUCUCUUUAACCUCUCAAAAUCGUUAAUUCGUGAAUGUCGGUACCUGCACCUUGCCCUUACCCCAUCACCCCCCCCCACCCCCCAUUGCCUCCGCGCCCAGCGUAGUGGUGUAAUGCACAGACGACGUGUGUAGGUGUUUGCAACUUGGCCUGAAAACUCGGACUUGGGAAAAUUCUCCCCCGCCACCGCCUCGGCCCUAAAGCCGGCUCCGCACCUGAGAAAUGGGUUGCGCAACUUGUUAGCAUGCAACUGAAUCGCUUACGUGUGUGCAACUAGUUGCUUGGAGACGGACGACUUUUGAGAAGCGACAUUUAAAACGUGCACGUUUGUGAACUGUGAGUAGUCGUUACGAUCUGGAAUGCGCACUGUCUAGUUUCCCUGUUGCACAAUUGCUCGUUCAGUUCUGGUCAAAGCAGUUGCAGGCGAUUUUUGUGCAAGUUUCGAGAGCGGUGUGGAUCUGGCUGAAGACUCGAGCACAUAAAGACCUCUAACUUGCGUAACUAGCAGUGUUGACAGUCCGGCAUACUCGUAUUCGUUACACAGUACGUUUCUCAGAAGAUCGAAACAAAUAUACGUACUCUUUAACAGUGCGACCGCGGUCCUGCGUCACAACGGGCGGCUAUGUGGAUUUAAAAAAAGCUCCAUUGGGCUUGCGUUGAGUGAUGGGUGCACAGGCUCGGGGAAACGUGAGGCAAGCCUUGGAAGUUUUAGGACUCGUCGGCAUGAAUCGUUGUUGGCUUUCCCGGCUCCUUGCAAUUAACAAGACCCAUAGACCCAUCGCUUCCAGGCGUGCUCUCGAAAACGAUGGCUGCAACUUUAUCUCCGGAAACUGUUUAUUAUACUCAACCUGCACCCAGUAGAUACAUCGCAACCUCGCUGUUCAAUCGAAACUUCUGGCUGCCCUCUAGCUGCUGCUAACGUUUCGUUAAGGCAAAGCAGAGAUUCUAGUUUUAAACCAAACGCUGUCAAAUUCUUGGUUGUUUGAGAACAUUUUCUCAACAAGGGCGCUCAUUCGUUGCAGCCGCUUAGCCUGUCCCGUUGUGCGACUCGUUAGAGGGAAGCCUGCUCCUUUAUUUUCCCCGAGUUGAAUAACUGCUACACUCACUCACGCGCGCACGCACGCCACUUGUGUAAAGUGGCAGAGUGCAGCCUGCAUGUUAGGGUGGGGACGGUGGCGGUGCUGGGAAGGCGGCACCGGCGGCGUUGUGCCUCCCCUGCUCCGCCUGCCGUCGCCACCUCCUCCCCUCGCGCCUUGCCCUAUCGUACCUCACCCGGGCAGCGCGCGGUGGGGGCGGCACUGUCAUCGCGGCGUAGCCAUUGCGGCAAUGCCGCCAUCGCGUCGUCCGCGGAGCGAGCGAGCGUGCUGCGGUGACGGAGAGAAACGCUCGGGCUUGCCCGGUACUGGGAGCUUCUAAACCGCGAGAGGCUGGGGCGGGCCAGUUGGCGCCACCACCGGACAGGAUGCAAGAACCCCGAACGGACCAAUUGGGUGCGACAUAAUGAGCAGGCAGUUUGUGAGGUGCACCGUAGUACAAAUAGGACGUUGUGUGGCAGGUGGUUCAAAUAGUCCGUAAGGUGAUAUGUGAAGACAGGUAAUGUGAGACUCCCAUUGUGCACGUCGUUUUGAAAAGCCAUGCGCAGGCAGGAAGGAAGGUAGGCAGCCCGUAAGAUUGAUCGUACCACAAGAGAUGGGUUGUAACUUGGAUUGGAUCUCAAGACAGCGUUGUCGUGUGGGCAGUGAAAAAGUGGCGUCACCACUUGGGAGACCUCUUUAAUGUCCUCCUUUAUCCCCUACCACAUCAUUAUCACAAAUGAGGCAUAUGUUACCAUUUGAGCCUGAAGCCAAUUCAAGGUUUUUCUUGAUUUUUGCCAAUUGAAACAUGAAUGACCUUUGUUAAUUUUCGGAUUGAGGUAAACCUAAGCUGGUUUAAAUCACCAAGUUUAACAAAGUAGUUGAGCUUUAUCAUCAACCAAGAGGUGGGAUAAAUCAGAAAGUUGCCUUUAGCUGCUGUGAAAGUCAAGGAAAUGUUGCUAUCAAAUUUGAUCACACUACAUCCACUUUUAAGAUACUGUUCUCAAAUAAGAAAAUGCCAUCUGCUGAGUGACCAGUCCAGACUGGCUAUGUACUGUAGACUCAGGAAGAGUGAUUGCACAUUUGGAGUUCCCCCCGAGUUAUUUUAUGGAGGGGUGUGCGUGGGUUGGUUUUUGGAGAUUCCUGCUCCACACUCUUUUGGGUCCCUUCCACAAUAUUUCUCCACCAGCCGUGGUUUGGACUAUCGCACAGAAUUUGCCCGCAUGGCCUCUAUUCUACCUCAUUAAACUCGUAACUCCCACUGCGUUUUGUCCCAGUUAUUCCCCAAGUGGACUUGAGUUUUCCCAUUUUGGUGCCGCUGCUUAGACUCCGAUGGGGCACGCGCGACGGGACCCGUACAUUGUUCCAGCCGGGAGAGCCGUGUCCCAGCGCGAAGUGAACUCGAGCGGCCGUUGAUUUUAUCCGUUGAUUAAAACAAAAGUAAAAUAAACCGGUAAACCUAUUUGCACAUUUUGCGACGCGGUGGUGGUCAAAAUGAGUAGGGGCUUGGCUACAACCACUAAAUCGUAAUCGAGAAGGAACGACGAGCGAAUCCUCGCGCGCGCCAGACCUUGGUGCGCGUUCGUGAGCUACGCACUCGCCUGAAGCUUCCAGUACCGGGGCAAAACAUGCGUGCGCGUGUUGCCUUAUCGAAGCCGCGGCGUCUUUUGGCACGCAAAUGGUGGACGCCGCUGGACGAUCGAGCGCCGGUUUUUCGCGAGCCGCGGUGGAGGUUUUGUGGGGGGUUGAGAGGGGCGAGUUUUGACGACCCGAGGCGCUCGCCCAUUGCUCGUACGGGUUUUCCUCUCCAUUCCAUGUACAAUCUUGUAGAUAACACAAUAAAUAUGAACUUUGGUUGCCUCUCCAUUCCCGUGGUGUUUGUGCUGAGGGU